Helicoverpa zea (corn earworm) is the source of this 4881-nucleotide messenger RNA. RefSeq lists its product as uncharacterized. The transcript has 23 exons. Bases 211 to 4635 code for a protein of 1474 amino acids. NCBI's taxonomy places the organism in Eukaryota, Metazoa, Arthropoda, Insecta, Lepidoptera, Noctuidae. The record is from RefSeq and is a predicted model, not a curated record.
UGGCCACAAUUUGGUUUUGGCUGUCCAGUGGUUAGCCCGUGCUGUGAUUCCGAGUGUUGAGUACUCGGCAACCGUGUGACGUGUUUGCUUGGACUGAGUGAGACUGAAGUGCUACGGCGCGGCUUACUACGACUCGUAGAGGGCGUCUCGACGGAAAAGCUCGGGUGACCAUAUGUGUGGUCGGUGACGCGGCACCAGCAGAGUUAGAAGAUGAAGCCCCGGGGGGCGAGUGUCAUGCACGCCUUCACUGCGCUCACCAUGCUCACCAUGGCUAAUGCUCAAACGACAUGCAACCAAGGAAUGGGACGCGUUAUGUAUGAGCGGCUACCCAACCAACAGCUGCACGGAUUUGAUGAUGACGUCGUCCGCGAGACGGCGCCACCUUUUCGCGUUUUGGAGAAAUGCCAAGACUUAUGCUUGCGCGAUCGCUCUGGCAACAGCCUCGUGAGGACCUGCAACUCCAUAGACUUUCAACCAGGAGCACGCAUUGCUGCCUUCAGCCCUGAACCAGAAUAUGAGGAGUCAACGUGUUACCUAACACGGGAACAGGCCGCUCCUGAAGGCAUUGGGACUCUAAUGAUUGUACCGAACAGCGUUCAUUUUAAUGAGAUAUGUUUAACGUCCAAUCGUCCGGAGCGUGAGUGCCCAUCUCGCCGGUAUGUUUUUGAACGCCACGCUCGUAAACGGCUUAAACUCCCACCUUCGGAUCUCAAAGAAAUUAUGGUUGCUAACCGAACGGAAUGUGAAGAUAAAUGCUUGGGAGAGUUUAGUUUUGUAUGCCGUUCUGCUACGUAUGACUCUGCUUUGAGAACUUGCUCUCUUAGUAGGUUCACAAGAAGAACUCACCCCGAGUUAUUAGAAGAUGAUCACAAUGCAGAUUAUUUGGAAAACACUUGUCUGAACGCGGAGAGAAGAUGCGAUGGUUUAGCAGUUUUUAUCAAAGAAGAAAAUAAACGUCUCGGAGGACCGUUUGAAGCUGACGUUUUCUCGAACAUGACUCUCGAUGAAUGUCAAGCCAUGUGUGUUCGCGCAGAAAAAUAUUUCUGCCGCUCUAUCGAACAUGACGCGAUGACCCGACAGUGUGUUCUGUCUGAAGAAGACUCCGUGUCUCAAAAAGACGACGUGACUGUUAGCGCAUCCCCCACUCAUCACUUCUACGACCUUGUUUGCCUGGAUAAUCUCUCUCAUCGGGUGACAGCUCGCGGCACGGAGUACCCGGACAACAGUGUGACGUCACACCUGUUCUCACCCGGACGACGACCAGACACCGCCUUCCAGCGAUACAGAAACAGUCGGAUCACCGGAGAGUUCCAUUCAGAGAUAACCGGCCGCUCGCUCAGCGAGUGUUUGGAUGAGUGUUUGAGGCAGACAAGCUUCCAGUGCAGGUCGGCGGUAUACAGCGACCGGGCCAGGACAUGCCGGCUGAGCAGAUACAAUCAGAAGGAUGGCAUGCGACUGCUUUACGAUCCCGAUUUCGAUUAUUAUGAAAAUUUGAUGCAUCAGCUAGUUGGCGGUGAGACCGAGGCUGGGACUCCGGGAACUGGUUCCCAGGGCAAUUGGGGGGGACGCCCUGCCACAUCCACAGGUGGUAGUAACGGAGGCGACCGGGACCGAUACCCGCCAGGCGUAGACCGCUACCCGGAUGACGACCGGUACCCUGACGAUGACCGGUACGGCGACCGUCGACCGGACCGGUACCCCGACGACCGAUAUCCGUCCGGCCCAGACGACCGCUACCCCGACGACCGAUACCCACCCGGCGUCGGAUCAGACCGCUACCCGUCUGACAGAUAUCCCCCCGGUGUUGCAGACCGAUACCCUUCAGAUAGGUACCCACCAGGUAUCGAUCGGUACCCUGCAGGCGUUGAUCGGUAUCCUUCUGGCCCUGACCGCUACCCAGUUGGUGUAGAUCGCUACCCGGCUGGUGUAGACCGUUUCCCCGCUGGCGCUGACCGAUACCCAGCAGGCGUAGACCGAUAUCCCGCAGCUGUUGACAGAUACCCACCUGGAGUAGGACCUGGGGUUGACAGGUAUCCCGCUGGCAGUGGAAGAUAUCCCAUCCCUAGUAGUGACCGCUAUCCAAUAGAUGGUGGCCGGUAUCCACUCUAUGACUAUCCCACUAACGAGCUUGGAAGAUAUCCAGUAGACAGAUAUCCUAUUAGCCGAUACCCUAUCGAAGUUUAUCCAGAAAGGUAUCCACAAGACAGAUACCCACAAGAUAGAUACCCAGUACGAGGCAGUGGUCGAUACCCGUCUAGACCGGGCUGGCUCCCUAGCCGCUACCCUGACCGGUUCGAUCAGGACCGAUAUCCUGGAACUAACGAUUGGGGACGAUACCCGUUCAGCCAGUACCCGGUUGGUGUGAACCGAGACCCGGUGCCGCUGGGCGGGGCUCGUUACCCAGACAUGUAUAACAAAUAUCCGCCGACCGGAUCGUCAUACCCUGCAGGCUAUGGACGGGGUGGUUAUUAUGGGCCUGAUUACGCGGGACCCGAGCGUUUCCCAGAUAGAGGAAUUCGCCCUGGUACAGACAGAUAUCCCGUGGAGCCAAGACCGAGUUUCGGUAUAAGACGACCCAUUGAGAGACCUAAUGGAUAUCGCGGAUCUUAUCCUCCUGCUGGGCCAGUGGAACGACCAAUAGGUGGUCCAGUGUACGGUGGUGCACCCGCUUAUGGUGGGUCACCUGUAUAUGAGCCUGACGGUCCAAUAGGUCCUGUUGGACCUCCAGUUAACGGUCUUGGUGGCCCUAUCAAUGGCGGUCCGAUAGGCGGCCCAAUUGGAGGACCGAUCGGCGGGCCCAUCGGAAACGGAAUAGGUCCCCUCAGACCUCAAGUGGGACAAAGACCAUGGCAGGGAUCACGAUGUGAAGAAGACAGCUUCAGACAAGUAGGAAGACAGCGUAUGCAAAGGCGAUAUGUCCGACGAUUCACUACUGCUCAAUCAUUGGCGCAUUGCCAACGCGAGUGCAUAGAGGCCAGAGACUUCAUCUGCCGGUCGUUCAACUAUCGGGGCGUAGACGGCGCCUACGCUGGUGAACCUCGAGAUAAUUGUGAGCUCAGCGAUCGAGACACUCGGGAGCUGGAUGCUGCUAAUCCGGCACAUUUUGAUAAUACAGCUAGCGAAUAUGAUUUCUAUGAAAGAGCUCUUGGUAGAAUGGCUGAUGAUUGUUUGGAUGUAUCUCAAGUAUGCAAUGAAGAUGGAAUGGAGUUCACUCUCCGGCUCCCCGAAGGUUUCUAUGGCAGAAUGUAUACCUACGGGUUCUACGAUCGGUGCUUCUUCCGCGGAAAUGGAGGUGUAGUUAACGUAUUACGAAUCACUGGAGCUCACGGGUAUCCAGAAUGUGGAACGCAGCGGUACGGAGAUACGAUGACGAAUAUCGUAGUGGUUCAAUUUAGCGACAACGUGCAAACUUCCCGUGACAAGCGGUUCAACCUCACAUGCCUGUUCAGGGGACCCGCUGAGGCCGUGGUUACGUCCAAUUACAUCGGCGCCGGGUCCGGUAGCCCCAUACCCAUCGAAUAUCUUCCUGAAGAAAGUUCAUUGAACUCGAAGGUUCGUCUGAUGAUCUUGUAUCAAGGCAGGCCGACAACUACCAUUGCUGUUGGCGACCCACUUACGUUUAGACUGGAAGCUCAAGACGGGUACAAUUACGCAACGGAUAUAUUCGCUACGAAUGUAAUCGCUCGAGAUCCUUAUUCGGGACGUUCGGUGCAGUUGAUUGAUCGAGUUGGUUGCCCCGUCGAUCCUGAUGUGUUCCCUGAAUUAGACAAAGGCCGUAACGGAGAUUCAUUGGAAGCAAGAUUCAAUGCGUUCAAAAUACCUGAGUCUAACUUCUUAGUGUUCGAGGCUACAGUGCGUACGUGCCGCGAUGGAUGUCAACCGGCAUACUGUCCAAGCCACACGGGCCGAUCGGAGCCAUCAUUCGGCAGACGUCGAAGGGACGUGAAUUCCACACUCGUCGCAGAAGGCAAUGACACUGCCGAAGCUAAAUCUGACAACAGCAACGACACAAAAACAGACAAACAAGACGACAAGAAUGCAGGAACUGUUUACAAAGUAUCGUAUGAAGAGGCUAAGGUCGAUAAAUAUUUGAAGGACGAGGUUGAGACGCCUAGUCAUGUGCGCAAGAUGAUCGAGGUCUUUGACAAUCGCAACGAGCUGCUUGAAGAGAACGGCGAGAGUGACUCCUCACCCGUCGUGGCUGCUGCCGGUAUCUGCGUGCCUCCGUACCACUACAGGGCUUUGCUAGUAGCCCUCUGCGUGCUUCUGUCAUUGUUACUGGCUAUGCUGACUGCUGCUUUGUAUAUCUACAGACGCUAUUGGCGAGUGCUGCGUAAGAACAUUCAGGCUUCGUCACCUGCGCCGGCACUGCGGCCAGUGACCCCGGGACCUAGGCCUACAAGACCCUCGCUUUUCUCCGCCUCACAUCUGCAUAAACCCUUCUCCUUGAGUGGUUUGGGAAGGACUUUCGCCGAAGUGGGCGAAGAAGCAGGAUCCUCUGGGCGGUUGGCGAGUGCCUUCGACGACGGAAGCGAACCUAUCUACACGGAUCCUUCUCUGUUCGAGCGCUCUCGGUCCCUUCGCUCUCUGCACUCAUUGGACAUGAAGCCCGACAGACGUGACCACCGCGCGUAACUUCGACAAGUCAACGCAUAACGCAUCGUUUUAUAUCUAACUCUUAAAUUAAUAAAUAAACAUUUUUAUAAUGCGUCCCAACUUUCAACAGUCAUCAAUAUAGGUUUUAAUGCCAUAAAUGCUCAGUCUUUUUCCGUCCAAAUGAUCUGUUAACAUUAAAGUACAAUAUAAUUUGUUUUAACAUUUUUUUAUAUGUAUUAAUAUGAAUCUUACUGUAAGUUGCUACUAAUAAAUAUUUUACAGUGA